AUGUCAGCUCUAACAAGUUACAUCCUUCUGCAAACUUCUCUCAAGUUAGCUAGGCUGGCCAGGGCAGCGGUUCCAGCCUGUCGAGCCGGCCUCAGGAAGAAUCCCAAGCCAAUCCCCCGGCGGGCUUGGCCUCGAGCUUUGCCUGCCAGUCUUGGAUGUAGACCACUAGCCUCGGCUCCAAGCCUUGACCGGCUUUUCCCUCAGAGCCUUGAGCUCUGCCAAACUGGCUCUACGCUCCGACUCCUUAUGCCAUUCAAGAUCCCUUCUCUUCGGAGCACAACCAACGCUCAUAGAGAGAACACAUUCCAACUCCGUUUACUCUGA
Molecule: messenger RNA, 324 nt
Organism: Linum trigynum
Lineage: Eukaryota; Viridiplantae; Streptophyta; Magnoliopsida; Malpighiales; Linaceae
Source: the annotation of a GenBank genome assembly